Messenger RNA from Staurois parvus, 348 nucleotides. NCBI's taxonomy places the organism in Eukaryota, Metazoa, Chordata, Amphibia, Anura, Ranidae. The record is from the annotation of a GenBank genome assembly.
UCUGUAUCUCCCCCCAAGAGCCAGUUAUGGACAUUCGGAAAAACACCAGAGAAAUGCAGCAAGAGGCCCAACGUGACGUCUCCUAAAUCUCAGACACCUGAAGUGACGUCGCCUGUAAAUAAAGAGCAUGUGAAAAACUGUGUGGAUGAACCGCUUGAUGUGCCUUCUAUUUCCACUCCCUGUGCAGAGAGUACAAAGACGGGUUCAGAUAAAGGCUCAGAUGAUCCCAGUGUGGUGGUCUGUGAUGACGUCAUUGAGCCCGAAGAAAUAAAUGACGAUAAUGAGUGCGAUAUUGAUUAUAUCCCCCCGUCUCCUACAGAUAGCACCCUGCCCUCUCCUCCUGUGCUC